AUGUCUAUGGUGCCUGCUGGAGUCAACAUUGGUCAGGCGACCUUCUGGUUCGGGGUGACGGGCAAGAUCAUCUGUCCCAUUGGAUGUACGCAAUUCAACAAUACUUCUGCGGCGCUUUCGAAGACGUCAGUCAAGUCGUUCAAGGCCACCUAA
Messenger RNA from Dichomitus squalens LYAD-421 SS1, 153 nucleotides. RefSeq lists its product as uncharacterized. The record is from RefSeq and is a predicted model, not a curated record. NCBI's taxonomy places the organism in Eukaryota, Fungi, Basidiomycota, Agaricomycetes, Polyporales, Polyporaceae. The coding region runs from base 1 to 153 and encodes 50 amino acids. The transcript is spliced from 2 exons.